Molecule: messenger RNA, 1603 nt
Organism: Bacillus rossius redtenbacheri
Lineage: Eukaryota; Metazoa; Arthropoda; Insecta; Phasmatodea; Bacillidae
Product: kelch-like protein 17
Exons: 6
Coding region: 357-1526 (389 amino acids)
Molecular function (GO): protein binding
Source: RefSeq, a predicted model, not a curated record
ACAUUUCUUCGAAUGAGCGCCAUUCUCCGAAAAUAAUACUAUAAUAGUAACAAAAAAAAAUGUAAAUUUGAUCUACUGUUGCAAUAUUUAAAUGUUGUAAAAUAUUUUUUAUAAAAAAAUGAGUUGUUAUCGAGAUAUUGUUUUUGGUGCCACUUUAUUGCAAGAUUGUACUAUGUAGAUAAAAUUCAAUGCCUGGUUUUUCUUUGAUAAAAUACGACAAAUAUAAAACUGCAUGAUUAUCAAAUUAUUGUAUCAAGUUUAGUUAUAUCGACUGUAAUAAAGUUCAUUCUCCGAUGUUCAUUUCAAAUAUAUAAUACAAUUCAGCAAGCAAACGACCAAUCUUCUUCACAGUGAAAAUGGACUUGGAGGAUAGUUUCUUGGACGAAGACUCAGAAGCCUCGUACUCCGACGAGGACAGUCUGAAGUCGGAGAACUCACAUGACCUGUACGACGAGGACGCCAGCAAGAGAGACUCGAGCAGCGAGGGGCAGGCGGAGAUGGAAGACGAGGACGUCCUGUGGAACCCCAAGGACAUCAAAAUGAAGGAUGUUCCCGACGAUAAGCCCAAUAUCAAGGACAUGAUCAAGAAGUACAUAACAGACCCGAAAAAUGCGGACUGCGUGGUGUCGGUGCGCGGCAAGGAAUUCAGGUGCCACAAGUUGCUGCUGCAGUGCUACUCGGACCACUUCAAGAAUUGCGACAGCAACUACGUGGAGCUCAACUUUCCGUCCCUCACCCCGGACAUGUUCAGCGAGCUGUACUCGUGGAUGUACGGCUCGCCGUUCAGCUACAAGAGGAUUCUCCACCCCAGGACGAUCCUCGACGUGCUGAUCUCAGCCGUGGACCUGGGCGUGCGCGAGUUGGAGGAGCAGUGCUGGGCCGUGUUCAACAGCAAGGACGUGUUCAACGAGGAGACGGCCUACUCCAUGUUCCUGGAGGCGAAGCUCAAGUCGUGCGACAUGGUGGCCGACAUCAUGCUGCCUCGCAUCAGCAAGUUCUUCAAGCACCUCGCCGCCUCCGACGACUUCCUGAAGCUGCCGGCGAGGCACGCGGCCGACCUGCUCGACUCUGCGCACGUCAGCGUGCCGGCGGAGGCGCACGUGCUCGUGGCGGCGCUGCGCUGGCUCGCUCACGACUGGGACGCCCGCAGGCAGCACGCGGCCGCCAUCAUGGGCUGCGUGCGCUUCCAGCGCAUGUCGCCGCUGGAGCUGGUGGUGGUGCGUCGCUCGCGCCGCAGCGCCACGCUGCAGCGCCUCAUGGAGCUGCCCGAGGUGCAGGCCAUGGUGGAGGAGGGCCUGCAGUACGCGGUGCUGCAGAUGGCGCGCGGCGCGCCGGCCCUGCCCCCGGGACAGCUGGCCGACCUGCUGGACCAGCUGGGGCUGCAGCGGCCCAAGCCGCGCCACUACUCCAGCCCCGCCGGAGACCACGACAGCGUGAGCGAGCUGCUCGAGGACCUGGUGCAGCUCGGCUCCUCCGCCCCGUCCUCGCUGACCGCCCUCUCCUGCAGCACGGUCCUGCGUCGCUGACGUCACUCACGUCCGCGCGUCGUCCUCACAUGUCCUGUCCUGCUGCCGAUUGUCAAUAAAAUAAUUGUUAAAACUAA